Molecule: messenger RNA, 1236 nt
Organism: Fusarium pseudograminearum CS3096
Lineage: Eukaryota; Fungi; Ascomycota; Sordariomycetes; Hypocreales; Nectriaceae
Exons: 2
Coding region: 1-1236 (411 amino acids)
Source: RefSeq, a predicted model, not a curated record
AUGAACUACGCCAACAUGAUUGAGGAGAAAAACCUCAAGAAAACAUUCAUCAUCGCGACACUAUGCUCUACCCUCGUCGGAACCUUUACCUCAUCCAUGGGCCUCUGGGACCGGGUAAAGGAGAAGCGCAUACAGGCUAAACGCGACACCACCCAAGACGAAGAGAUCAAGAAGCUCAAGGCCCAAGUCGAAAAAGCCUCCAACGAACGCGACCGGGCCUCCCACGACAGGCAAAGAAUACGAGACGAAGUCGAAUCCUCAUUCGAACGGUCGGGCGCCCUCAUCAAUCGCGAGUUCGAAGAUGGAUACCAGAGAUACGGCAACCGAUUCGCCAUUGGCGACGUCGUGACCGAGAACAAACUACAGGCACAGGUCAUCGCGCUGCAGCAGACGGUGAUCAAUGUCUUGCAGGAUGCCCUGUACAGUGGGAGACAACUUGACCGUGCGGACAUGGCCAGACUUGUCGCUGCCUCUGAUGCCGCGCGAGAGGGCUCCCUUGGCGCCCUGAGACAACAGCGACAGCGUCUAGGCGAGUUGGAGGGCCCGAUUCCCCCACCUCCGCAAGCCCUUCCCCCGCCUUCGCGAGCUUCCACCGUCGUCAGAGACGACCCUCUGUACUGUCGCUAUGCCCUCGAUCUACAAUACAUUCCCGAGCGACCUCUCUCUUCUAGCUUCGCACCACGUGGCGACUGCCUCUGUCCAGCCUGCGACGUCUUCCUCGACGUAGAAGACGAUGAUGGUUGGGCGAUUGGCAAGACGGCCACACGCCUGGUCACAGAGCAGGGCUACAAGCGUGAGAUUGACGAAGAGCUCGAGUUCCAUGUCAGUCCGCGAUUUGUUGUCAAGUGCCACACCCCCGAAGGAGAGUUCGCCUGCGUGCUGUGCAGUCGCUUCCGUGAAGAGGACGUCCUAUGUCCCACGGCGGAUACCUUGAUCAACCACAUCGGGAGGGUACACACCGUUGCCGAGAUGGAGAGGGAGCCUGAUUUUGAAGUGCGAUCACUGGACCUUGAUAGGAGGAGCUUGGCUUCUGCCAGACCUAUUGAUAUGAACAAGAGGAUCAUGCCGCCGAGGUCAGUAGAUUCGGGCAGGGGAAGUUCAUCCGGCAAGUCCGUCGUCGACGUCGAUAGGCGAAGUGCGAGGGCUAUGAGUGUCGACAGGAGGAGUAUGGACCGACGGAGCAUGGAUCGAAGAAGCAUGGAUGGGAGAAGUGUGGCUGGGAGGAGCGUGUACUAA